CGCGCGGCCCCGGGACCCCCCUCGAGCGGCAAUGGCCGGCAGCAGCAGCGGGGGAGUGGUGGGCGGUGGCACCGGAGCCCCAGGAUCCGGGCCUAACCACCACCACCACCACCACUCGGGCGGCGCGGCCGGAGCCUCGGGGCCGUCCAACCCCCGCAAGUUCAGCGAGAAGAUCGCGCUGCACAACCAGAAACAGGCGGAGGAGACGGCCGCCUUCGAGGAGGUGAUGAAGGAUCUGACCGUGUCGCGGGUCCAGUUCCACAAACUGCAGCACUUGCGUCUGGCCCAGACCCGAGCACAGUAUUAUGGAGGAUCCUUACCGAACGUCAACCAGAUCGGGAACAACAGUGAUUUCCAGACUUCGUUUCACCCCACUCUGGAUUCAGUCCGAGCGACACGACACCACGGGCUGGUGGAGCGGGUGCACAGGGACCGGAGUCGUAUGAUGUCACCCCAUCGACGCCAGCCUCCCAUGGACAAGCAUGGCCGACAGAUCGAAAGUUCUCCGUAUGGAUCAGUUUACCUUUCCCCACCACCAGAUACAAGUUGGAGAAGGAGUGUACCGCCGUGGUUCAAUGAGGAGAAGCAGCCUGGAUUUAGACUAAUGUCGUCCCUCAACAGAACAAACUCAGAUUCAGCUCUGCACACCAGCGCUCUGAAUCCUAACCAGCAGGAUGCCUUUCUUGGAGGGAAUCAAUUGAUGCCACAUCAAAGUCGUCGGAAUGCAAACUUUUAUGAUGGCGAGCUCGACAAUAUGGGGGAAGUCUUUUCAUUCCCAGUCCCAACCAACGAGGACAAUCUUUCACAGCUCAACAAACCUUUACCAAAGCAGCUGUGGGAAGCAAAGAAGGUUCAGUCUUUAUCUUCGCGGCCCAAGUCCUGUGAAGUCCCUGGCAUCAGCAUCUUUCCGUCCCCGGAUCAGAACCUGGGAUUGUCUCAUUUCCAUGGGACGCUGAAUACCGGCGGGUCUCUACCAGACCUCACCAACCUCCAUUUUCCUUCACCUCUUCCCACUCCAUUGGAUCCUGAGGAUACAACCUUAUCGAACAUCAGCGGAGGGGCCAGUACUGGGAACCUGGCUGCCACAAUGACACAUUUGGGUAUCAGUAAUUCCCAAGGUCUGUCAAGCUCUUUGCACAGCUCACUGAGUAACCCGUCCAUACAGGCAUCGCUGAAGAACUCCCCGCUGCACUCGCCCGUAAACAGCCACUCCCUGAGCAACCCCUCCAUUCACUCCUCCCUGUGCUCAUCGCUAAGCAACCCAUCCAUCCCCUCAGCGACCAUGAACAGCUCGCCACGGCGACGACAGACCCCAGUCAGUCCUCUGACUCUUUCGCCGGGUUCAGACACCCGAAGGUCCCUCAACAAGCAGUUCUCGCCGACAAUGUCACCCACACUGUCUUCAAUUGCACAGGGUGUGACCUUGGACACAAGUAACCUGGCAAUGGAGCACCUGCCUCCGUACCCACACUAUCAGCACCAACCGUCACGGCAGCUACACCCAUCGCAACAGCCGCUACACCAGGCACAGCGGCCGAUGCACCAGUCACAACAGGCAAUGCCCCUCUCAACGCAGCUAACCCACCAAUCACAGGAACAGUCGCAUCAGUCAUGGCAGCCGCAGGGACUCUCUGCGAUUCAUCCUCUCUCUCAGUCCACGAUGAUAGACGUGAACUCUCCCAAUAGUGAAAGUAUGGAGAGUAUACUGAAUGACUCUUACUUUGAUGAGCACCUUGUCAUCCGCCAGGCUAACACACUGUCUCAGCAGCUCCGCAAGUGUUCAGGCAACAGGCAGCAGGUGGAGAUGCACACUCCCCUCGGGAUGUCAGGUUACGACUCAUUCUUGUACAACAUGCUGGAGAAUCCUAACAGCACUUUUCCCAUGAGUGGCACGAGCUACUGUGACCAAGGUUCCAAUGUGAACUACUCGCAGGCAUCCACGAUGGGCCUGACAGGAAGCCAAGGGAACCUUCAGGACGCGAUGCAGCUGAAACCGAAUCUGUUCUACUCAAACUGUACUGGAAGCAUCCCCAACAUCAUUCUAACAGGGGAUUCUUCUCCAAGUCUAUCAAAGGACAUCAGCAGUGCACUCGCUGGCGUUCCAGACAUUACCUUUGGGACCGAUGGCAGUCUCCAUCUGGACGACGAGUUGAAGAUAGAACCACUCACCUUAGAUGGAUUGACCAUGCUCAGCGACCCAGAUAUGGUGCUGCCCGACCCCACAGUGGAGGAGACAUUCAGGACAGACCGACUGUAGAUGCUGGGAUUGUGUUCCCCAAUCAGUUUGUGGAAGAGGGAAAGCAGUGAGAAUGUACAGACACUGACUGAAGAAUUGAGCAUUUAAGCCAACAAGACCAGACUGAUUCAUUUGGAUUCAAACUUACUUUUCUGUAAAACCAUUGAAGCAACUUAGUCAGUGCAUUUGUUGUAUUCUGUGUGCGAGCUGUGUGGCUCACUGUGUUGAAAAUGGUUUUAAUAGUUAGCUGGUUAUGUACUAAAACGUUACUCUGCAUUAGGUAAGUGAUUGUACUGGAACCUUACUUAGGUUCCUUACUUACUUAGAACCUUAUUUACAUUACUUAGGUGUAUAAGUCAGCCAAACCGCCUACAUGAGGUAAAAUAUGAUUCAUUUUUAUUUUUGACUAAAUCUACAUAAUUCUAAACCACUAAAUCCAAACAAAUAAGGGUGUAUUCUUUGGUAUUUUGUUGAAAAUUUGCUCUGGUAAAUCAGUAAUCCCAUGUGCAAACCCGGUGUUGUGGGCUGGCAAUGGGAUAGGUUGUCAAUGCAAGACGUGGAAGUGGCUUGAAGGAGAACCCACCUCUACAGCCUCUGCUCGUCAGUGUUCUGUUUGGAUCCUGGUCAAAAGUUAGUUUAGCUACAAAAACGCUCGUCUUUCUCCAUCCUCACAUUCGCCACACCACCUCAGUUUUUAAAAUAAAAUUAGGAACAUGAACUUAGCCAGUACUGAUCGGCAGUAGGGGUAAAAAUAAACCAGGUAAACUGGAGAGUUGAUUCGUAUCAUCUAAUCUGGAGGUUACGUAGUAUUUUUAAAAGGGAAGUGCCCCUUGAAAUUGCCACUGGCAUGGAUCUUGCUGGACUUAAACCUCAAGUAUAUGGAGGAUAUAUAUCAUGUUCAAAGAAUGAAGAAGGCCCUACUGGUAGCUAAUCAUUCUCUACACUUGACGAUAAUUAUCUGUGAAGCGCUUUGAGAUGUUUGGGUGUAAAGAUGCUGUAAAAAUGCAAGUUCUUUCGUUAGUGUAUUAGAGAAAUCAAAUGAUGGGAACAAAUAUUUUUGCUGAAAGAGAAUCGUUUAAUCCUUAGCACUUGGAAUCCACUGCGAUUGGACUUCUGGAUCAAGAUGGAAUGGGACAUGUUACAUCCUAUCCUGUGAGGAUAGGCUGUAGAAUUGGGCUUGCUCUGUUAUUUGCUAUCCAUGGAAUGCUUCAAUUAUUGUUGUGAUAGAAUAAUCCCAAUUGUAUAAAUAUUUUUAAUACACAUUACAUAUUGCCUGCUACUUUUUCUUAACAAGGUUUUAUAAAGUUUUUAAAUGAAAGUUCUGUACAUUAUAAACGGAUAGCAGCAUGUCUGUGUGCUGUAUAUAGUAGAGCGAUUAUAUAUCGGAGAAUAUCUUUCUAAGACCUCAGAACCGUCCUUUUAAACUGACUGCCUUACUCUACCCUAGAUCUGGAACAUUAGUAUAGAGCAGGUCUCUGGGAAGCCCAGUGCCCAUCACUUCCUUAUAUUCUUAUGGAAAUAUCAGGCUACCAAUCGUGGCUCGCUUACUGAAGCCAUUGCCCCAGUGUGACACUGAGCUGUACAUACCUGAAAGGUUACAAUUAGCCUCAGUGUCCUGAGGGAGGGGAGAAAUCAGCCAAUCUCCUGAUAUUUUGAAGGCUUGUGUACGUGUGUAUGCCAGGUGGGGACAGGAUAAGGGCUUGGUCAUGGUAACCUGUUCCUUCUGUUGUCAAAUACACCUUGUCUCGGCAUGACCAGUCUGUCCGCAACACAGGUCAGCGCCUUCAGGAACGUAGAUAAAAUAAAUGCUGGUAAAUUCUAAGACCUGCAGGCACACCCCUAGCUUGUAUUUUUAGAUCGAGUCCAGGAAGGGUUUUGUCUCUUGAGUUUGUGUUUCCUUAAUCUGCUCUCUACAAUCCAUUGAAUUUUAUCAAUGUUGAUUUUUUUAUUAAAACAAAUUCUAGCAGGUUUUAAUUUAUUCUGAUCUAUUGAGCUGUGCUGUUCUUACCUUCCUUUUUGUAAUACGAAGCUGGUCUGUUUUAAAACUACUAAUUUUAUUAAUUUGUAUUGUAGUGUUAUCAGUCGUGUUUCCCAUAACUUCUUUUGUUACCUUUUGAAUGAUGUUGUAAAAUGUACAGUAAUAUUUAAAGAGAGUCUUCUGUAAGCUAGCGUUACUUUUUGUAAAGCGUCAUUUUGCAUUCUUUCUUUCAAAUAAAAAAAAUCUCCACGA
This is a messenger RNA of Callorhinchus milii (elephant shark), 4466 nucleotides long. RefSeq names its product CREB regulated transcription coactivator 3 (gene crtc3). The transcript is spliced from 15 exons. Gene Ontology annotation, biological process: positive regulation of transcription by RNA polymerase II; protein homotetramerization. Bases 32 to 2257 code for a protein of 741 amino acids. Lineage: Eukaryota; Metazoa; Chordata; Chondrichthyes; Chimaeriformes; Callorhinchidae. The record is from RefSeq and is a predicted model, not a curated record. Gene Ontology annotation, molecular function: cAMP response element binding protein binding. Gene Ontology annotation, cellular component: cytoplasm; nucleus.